This is a messenger RNA of Monascus purpureus, 360 nucleotides long. The record is from the annotation of a GenBank genome assembly. Lineage: Eukaryota; Fungi; Ascomycota; Eurotiomycetes; Eurotiales; Aspergillaceae.
AUGCAGGAUACAGCGGGUAUGCGACCAUCUGGCAUCGACGCUGUAAGUGUAACAGCGUCCGUCCAUGCCUCCGUGUCAAAAAGGAGGGGCCCCAUAAUAAUCCUCAUCCCAUCCUCAUCUUUACGGGACGCCAUUUCACAGGCCCUUCGGAUUAUCUCCGUACAAGACAUGAUCGAGAGCAUUAUUAUCGAGGAUAGCAAUGCAUACAGAUCAACGGACAUCCGGACACCACCGAUCAAACCACAGCCGUCUAGGAUACCUCUUCAGGUAGUAUGCGGUGCUUACCCUGUAUCUCGCCAUAUUAGAAUCAUCCCGCAAAUUCUGCCAUCUCUGCAAGCGAAUACGGUCCAUGCACCUUGA